CAAGCGGUAAUUCUAAAACGUGUUUUGUUAGGCGGAGAUUCGAAAACAACUUGGAUUUAAACUUAACUUUAUAUGUACUGACCAAAAGGAUUCAUGAAUGAGUAUAGGAUUCUAGCUAUAAGAGGAGCAAGAUUGUUUGAACCACGCGUUUUAGCGCUGUUGUAUCCUGUGGGCGGCUCAUGAAAAUUGAAUGCACUGUAGCGCUUAAUCGAAAUUCACACUUGCGACUGCUUUUCAGCAAUAUAAAAGGAGGUAGCAGCUCUACCACAUUCAGUUAGAAGACGACCGUCAAAGGAGCACUUCUACUACAUCACGAAGGAAGAAAUCCAUACAAAAAGGGCUACUGUGACUAUGCAUAACGGGUGUCUACUGCUUCUUGCCUUUGUCGCGGUAUUUCAGCCGAUUGCUUCGUACACUGAGCGCGGCCUCGUUAAUGGAAGGCAGGAACGCUGUGACUAUCGGACAUCGGUGCGGGACUCGGAACUCAACUUUCAUGAAACUUACCGCUUUAACAAACCUGCCGUGGAAGAUCGCCGCCUAAACCAGAGGGCCGAUAUUCGUAAGCUCCGCCGUAAUGAAGUGAAGGAAGAUACUCUUCGCAUCGCUUUAUCUUCAGACAGGCGGCUUGCUGAUACCGUGGAAAGAGAGAGGAUUACGUUGACAAGGCUUUCUAACGAUCGCAUCGGCAACGACGCCGUCCUCCACCGCGAAAUUCGCAAAACACGCCCCGUUUCCAGUCACCGCGACGAACGGAAGCAAGAAAUCCAACGUGAGCGCAUAUCAACAGCACAGCAAUCCCAUCAAGCUCGCUUCUCUGACCGCCGAGAAAACAGCAGAUUGUCUGAAAACCGUUCUCAAAGCAUCGAUAACAAGCGCUUCAAUGAAAGAGUUUCAGUGGAAUCUAGACGAGAUACCGGAGAAAAUGGAAUUAAUGCAGACACGCAACGAAUUCGAGAACAUCGGGAAGUACGUUUUAACCGAGCGAGAGAUAAUGGAGCAAGGACUUUGAAUGAACGUCGUGUUACGAGAGAGGCUGCUCAAGAGAUGGACACGCGGCGUUCUGUGUACAGAAUUCAACAUGACCGUAAUGCGGAACGAGAAAUUCUUAACCGACGUUCCAGCGGGGAAAUAAGAAGCUCGUCAACCACAGGUGAUAGGGUAAAUCGAGCGAGUGCCAAUGAGGGCUCGCAUUUGACUACACAAGAUACUACGUCCCUUGGCCGAAAUGAUCGUCAGACUAGCAGUACUCAGCGAUUCGUUGUCGAACAAAGGCAAAGUGAUUCUCGAAUCCAACUAACAUUUGAACGAAGACAUAUCCUAAAUUCUGCCAACCGCAGAGUUCUAGAUGAUCGUAUUUCUGAAAAUCGCAGAAACGCUCAACGAGCCCAAUCUGUUGACACCCGAAGAGAAAUCCGAGAUACCGAAAACGAAGCUAGACUGGCGAGAGCAGUACGAUCAGUAGAUGAUCACCGAUUCCAAAAGGAUCUUAGUGGGUCCAGGAUAUUUAAGCGUGAAAUUACUGCAGAAAACCGAAGGAAUGCUCGAAGCAUGGCAGCAUCACUAGAACGAAGCGCAGAAUAUAGAAAGGACUCCAGAAGGGAGUUUUCAAAGCAAGUUUUAGAAAACCGAAAUGACAACCAUAAUAUUGAAACAGAAGCUCGACAAAGUAUAAAUAAUAUUCGUGCAGCGGAAACACGGAAGGCCAUCCAAAAUGCCGAAAAGGAUUUCCGUGCAAUUGAGUUAAAUGCCAAACGCACUGUAGAAACCUGUGUUUACGACCGAGAACCGUCGAGUGAACACCGAAUGGCUCGAAUGAUGACAAGGGAGCGAUCACAGGAAAAUCGAUGGCUUACUCGCGAUGUUCGACCCCAAACUAUCAGAACUGAACGCAUUGACGAAGAACGACAAGAAACUCGUAACAUUGGAAUCCGCGCUUUUAGAACUGAGCGAUCUGACGAAAGCGGGCGGGACGCUCGAAAUAUUGAGGUCAGAGCAUUUGGAAAUGAGCGCGCUGUUAGAAGGCAGCGAGAUUCUCGCUCUUUUGGAACACGAUCAUCCAGAAUUGAACGCUCUAAAUUUAGGAGUGAGCGCACUGACGAAAGUCGACGUGAUGAUCGCACUAUUGAAGUCCCAUCUUUACGAAGAGAACGCGCUGAAGAAAGUCGGAGAGAAGCGCGCAGCAUUGGAGUCCGAUCAUUCAAGACUGAAAGGUCUGAGCAAAGCCGACGAGAUGCUCGAAAUGUUAAUUCUCAACUAUUCAGAGACGAACGAACUGACGAAAACCUUCGACAUGCUAGCAAUUUUGAACUGCAGCGAGCAUUCAGGACAGAACGCACUGACGGAAGCCGACGUGAUGCGCGCAUUGUUGGAGCACGAUCAUUCAGGUCUGAGCGCACGGAUGAAAGCCGGCGAAAUGCUCAUGAGGUUGGAAUACGAGCAUUCAGAUCUGAACACGCUGAUGAAGCAGAUGCUCGAAGUAAUAGAGUCCUUGCAUUUAAAACUGAACGAAGUGAUAAAAGUCAUAAAUAUGGUCAAAAUAUUGAAGAUGUUCGAGCUAUUGAAAGCGGUACUUAUCGGCGAUACACUCAAGGCAUUGAAAGGCAAUCUCGUUCACUGGACCGUGUCCCUAAUUCCCGUCGGGAAAGUCAAAGUAAUAACAGGGAUGCUCGCAUCCAAGAAAGAACAUUUGGAAGCCGCCGCACGGUUCGAAAUAUUGUAUCUCGAGCUGAAGAUGAACGAGCUAAUAACCGAAGAGCUACUCGUAGCCUAGAAAGAGAUAUUCGAUCAAUGAGACGUGAGAGGUCUUUGCAAAGCCGUUUGAACCGAGAUUCCAAAACGAUCACGUUGGAUCGCCGAUCAGAAGAAACGAUGCGUGGAUCUGAUGGCGUGAUUGAACGUCUCGACAAACGUGACUCGCUUGAUAGCCGGCGCAGUUUCACCUUUCAGCGAGAUACACGGAGGGACACUCAAAGGAACCAUGAUAGGGACAACUUUGGAAGACGACACAUGGAAGCUAAAUCGCGAAAUAGCUUCGACACAGACUUUGCCAAAAAGCGAGAAUUCCAAGGCAUGUUCAGGAACCCCGCCCAAACCGAGAAUGGGACAACCACGAUGAACUGGCAGUACAUCUUCUACACACUGCAAGGACUUUACAUUUGCGGGCUGCUGAUUCAAUUUAACAAAGGGAGCGUCGAAAAGAAAACCAGGGUAUCUUGGUGGCCGACGCCUCAGCGUCUCAUCAAAGUGGAUUGAAUAACACGUCAAGAAUAUAAUAUUUAAGUAGUAGUAGAGGAUACUAUGGCUAAAUGUACGUAGUUCUGUAGUUCUUAGAGACAAGAUAGUUGUGAAUUGAUGUAUGCAAACAUAUUAUGUAGAGAAAAUAUAAUAUAUUGUCCGUUAUUAAAUAA
Molecule: messenger RNA, 3407 nt
Organism: Cydia pomonella (codling moth)
Lineage: Eukaryota; Metazoa; Arthropoda; Insecta; Lepidoptera; Tortricidae
Product: zinc finger CCCH domain-containing protein 13-like
Exons: 2
Coding region: 352-3252 (966 amino acids)
Source: RefSeq, a predicted model, not a curated record